Molecule: messenger RNA, 1635 nt
Organism: Botrytis byssoidea
Lineage: Eukaryota; Fungi; Ascomycota; Leotiomycetes; Helotiales; Sclerotiniaceae
Exons: 3
Coding region: 1-1635 (544 amino acids)
Source: RefSeq, a predicted model, not a curated record
AUGCGUCUUACAAUUGGAGAAGCAGCAGCGUUACUGCUGAUUGCUUUACCGAACUUGAUCUCAGCACUUCCGGUCAACACGGGGGCUAAUGUAGAACAACUCGUUCCGCUCACUUCGGUGGGUAAGAGAGCAGCAGAAUUGGAGACAUUGGUUCCGGUCACGCAUUUCAAGAGAGAGGCGGAGUCUCUUACUUCGUGGACAGCAGAUCCGGAGAAAAGAUCUGAUGGAGAGGUGGAAGUGUUGGUGCCAGUUGUGGGGAGGGACCUGGAGAAGCUGGUUCCGAUUACAGGGAGGGAUUUGGAGAAACUUGUCCCUAUUAUAUCUGGCCAUUCGAAGAGAGAGCUAGAAAAACUCGUUCCCGUUGUACCGGUUACGCCCAGAGAUCUUGAGAAACUCGUUCCCGUUGUAUCUGGCCAUUCAAAGAGAGAAUUGGAGAAACUUGUCCCGGUCACUCCUAGAGAUGUUGGGGAAUUAGAGGAAAGAAAAACCAUCCCUCCCGUGGAUCAAUUAGAUCCUGGAUCGAUGGCUCCGGAUGCUAUUACAACUUUAGAGAAGAGAAAGACUAUUCCUCCUGCUGAUCAACUAGACCCUGGAUCUGUCUCUCCAAACUCUAUCAAAAACAACGAUAAAAGACAAGAGUACGCUCACACAGCAACUAUCAUAGCAACAGUCUUAGAGACCGUCACUGGUGGUGUUGGUAUUCCGGGAUAUCCCGCUACAGCGAUUAGUGGGAUUACAAGUGUACAUGUCUCAACCGUCACUCAUCUUCCUUCUACCGUCACUGCGGUCGUAACAGCAGGUGCAUCGUCCAGUAUCGAUACCACGUGUACAGAAAGCACCACCUCUACUGGUUCAGGAGGCGCCGUUACCACCAUUCCUCUAUCCUCAAGCACCAAAGCGGCUGUCGUGACUACAACCCCUACAGGUGUUAGAACUGGAGUAACAAGUGCCCCAGUUAUCUCCAAUGGAGGAACUAGCACAAAAGAAAGUACCAAAACAAGUGGGACAAUCACCCCUAAAGUUACCCCGUCUGGUUCCGGAAAAGCACCAUCGGGAACUGAAGCAUUUGAAAUGGGUAAAAAUGGUACUCAUCCUGUCGCAACUGGAAGUUUCCGUCUUUCGGGCACAGGUGAUGUUAGUUCAAAGACGAGCAUCACUUCCGCGAAACCAUCGGCUUCAGGCUCAGUUACGACGAUUGUGGAUUCGAGUACGACAAGAAUCUAUACUACCGUUAACGCAAGUGGAAGCGGAUCUUCCUCCAAAGCUACUGCCAGUGCUACGUCGAGUUUUAAAGCCACCAAUGCAGGAAGUAGUACCUCGGUCGUCGCAGCAGGACCCACUGAGGUUAAAUCUUCAAGCAGCAGUGGUGUGAAACUCAUCUCUACAUCUACAUCUGCUAUUGGAUCUUCUACACAUCCUGCUUCGGUGACUUCUUCUUCGAGUGAAAUUGCAAGUGUGGCGUCGAGCGCUCAUACUUCGAUUGCAACGAGUCUUAAGCCUACAACUUCGAGUGUUAAAGCGUCGAGUACACUCGCGACUUCGGUUAAGGCUUCAAGUACCAAGGCGGCGGCGCCGGCGAUGACGAGUAAGAUUGUUUAUUCGGGGGUGCAAAAAGUAGAGCCUUUCAAGGUUUGA